Molecule: messenger RNA, 1032 nt
Organism: Anopheles marshallii
Lineage: Eukaryota; Metazoa; Arthropoda; Insecta; Diptera; Culicidae
Product: trypsin-like
Exons: 1
Coding region: 1-1032 (343 amino acids)
Biological process (GO): proteolysis
Molecular function (GO): serine-type endopeptidase activity
Source: RefSeq, a predicted model, not a curated record
AUGGAUAGAAAAGUGCGUGUAAUUAGCAUUCUGCUCGGUUGUUUGGUGCUGUUUAGCGAUGGACAAUCUUUGGACAGUGGGUUGCUGGUCGAACGGGAACAGGAUGACGUGAUGCGAGUGCAGAAGAGUGCAGCAAAUUCCUUCCCGACCGAUGAAGGUGCCGAUAGCUUCGUCGUGGAGAAGGAGUACGACCCGCAUGAGGUAACUCCCUUCCUGGUCGGUGGUGGACCGGCAAUCGCCGGUGCGUACCCGGCCCAGGUCGCCAUACAGAUCGGUACGACGACGUUCUGCGGUGGAUCGAUCCUGAACCAGAACCACAUACUCACUGCGGCCGGUUGUGUGCUGGAUGCGAACAACAACCUGAUCGCCGCCAACCAAGUGACGGUGCGUGCCGGCGUGCUGGUGGUGGACCAGAAUGCACCGGCCCUUGCCGUCAACCGGAUCUUCCCCCAUCCGCAGUACAACCCGUGGUCGUUCGAGCACGACAUUGCCGUGCUGAGGCUGACGAACAACAUCGUGUUCCCGCAGGUGGCCACACCGAACAUGGCACCGGCCGAACUGAACCACCGGAUCGUGCGUGAUGCGGACGUUUGCCAAGUCCUUGGCUGGAAUUGGUUGCCCACUGCACAGAACGUACCACUCCAGGUGCUGAAUGUUGUGUACGGGUCUCGGGCUACCUGUACCGCCCAACACCAAGGGAUGCUGCGCGAUUCGAUGGCCUGCACAGAGCUUACGGUCAACACGCACGGAAUCUGCGCAGCGAACCGUGGUGGCGGUCUGUACUGCAACGAUCUGCUAACCGGUGUGAUCUCGUUCGGGUUCGGCUGUGGAACGAACAACACGUACACGGUGCACACCCAGAUCCGAUUCUAUCACCACUGGAUACAGCAGCAGUUUGUACGCACGGAUACACCGGUCGCCGGCCCUACUCCGAUGCCGGGUGUAGGAGGUGGCGGUGGUGACGCCAGCAGCAUCACCCUCUCCCUAGCGACCAUCAUGGUAGCGAUCGUAUCUGCCCUCUUCCUCAACUAA